This is a messenger RNA of Hyalella azteca, 4521 nucleotides long. RefSeq lists its product as uncharacterized. The coding region runs from base 456 to 2831 and encodes 791 amino acids. The record is from RefSeq and is a predicted model, not a curated record. Gene Ontology annotation, biological process: protein O-linked glycosylation via mannose. The transcript is spliced from 5 exons. Gene Ontology annotation, cellular component: Golgi apparatus. Lineage: Eukaryota; Metazoa; Arthropoda; Malacostraca; Amphipoda; Hyalellidae.
GGCCGUGGUGGGGUGAACGUGGAGAGUGAUUCGCUCCUCCGGCCAUCCCAGAUUCCUGAUGGCUGAUUGCACAUCGGGUGAUGGGUUUGAGUUAUAUUUUGAUCUCGUUUCUAUCAUGAUCAUUCAAAGAAAUUACUCUAAUUAAUGCGAACAAGAUAUUCCUCACAGGACCCGAUGCAAUGCAUGUGUCGGUAACGAGGUUGAAGUUCUUUCCUUUACUGUUUUCGAAAAGUUUCGUCCUCGGAAUGGUCUCAGUAAAAGAUUUUAUGCAGUCCUGCUGAAACAUUUUAAGUUGUCUUUUAUUUUUGCAGCAAAUGUUCGUUCUCGUUCUUGACGUUUUCAUGGCAAUCAGAUAUACGCUUGACAUACCAAAGCAUUACGUUCUAAGAUCUCGUCAGAAAAUCCAUGAAGACAUUUAUCACGAGGGACUCUAAGCAAAGAAUUACACAACGGAUAUGAAGAUUCAUUUGAAAGUUAUGCGCUAUUUCAAACCCCGGCGUCUUCAUCGCACAGCUGCUCAAACCUUUAGCGUCGCCCUUCCUGUGGCAGCUGUACUGACUUUGACGUUUGCAGCGUUCGUGUUGGGCUGGUGGAAGGACUCAGUGCGGCUGAGCUUGGGGGGAUGGAGUCUUGCGGCGCUAGGAAGUUCUUCCAAGUCCCCGCGCACGGAGCGGGAGCCUCUGGUCAUGCUCAAGAGAGAACUCUCUGCAGUCAUUCUCAAGGCUGCCAACGAUGUUCGGUGGGGGCGGCCUGCAGUUGCUGUUGCAGAACUGGAGUCGGCGGCUGCUAGACUGGAUCCUCGAUAUAAUAACGACUUGGACUUAGAUCCUGUCGUUGUAGCGAACUGGCCUGCAUCUUUCGCUAACUUGGACUCCGAAGAAGGAGAAGAUGGCUGGGAUUUCGCUCCUGGAGGGGAAAUCCCUGUGCAACCUCGAAUUACCGAAAUGAAUUUGCGUGUUUCAGAUAAAGAUAAAUCAACUGUUCAAGGUAGUUUCGCUCCUGAUGUAUCGACGGGGCAUAGUUUUCCUCGGAGCAUAACCCCUGCCAAAGUUGAAGAGAUUCCCAGACAAAACGUAGAAAGACAAAAAAACGUUUCACAUGAGUCAGAGAGCCUUAGAUGGUGGUCGGAGUUAACCCACCUUUCAUCGGAUCAAAUAGAAGAUAAGAACUUGCCGUUUCUUGUGUCUGUGCUGAUAGAUGGCUGCAACAUUUCACCCAGCACAAAUCUUCAAGUCAUUGAUAAUAUCCAGAAGAUGUGGCCUUCUUUGCAAAUCAAAGUUGCUACGAGUAAAAAUCUUGAUCGCAAAUACUUGGAUGGCGUUAGGAAUAAACCAAACGUAACCGUCCAAUAUGUUGAAUGCAGAGGCUCCGGAGGCCAGAUCGCUCCUCUUGUGAGCUUGGUUUCGACUCCGUUCGUGCUUUUCCUCGAGUGUGCAGCGGCAGUGACGGAAGAUUUGUCAAUAAAAGACAUGCUGAAAACUGUCCGAGACACGAAAGGAGUCGCGCUUAUUGGCGUGUCUGAGCGAGGGAGAGAUGGCGCCUGGGAUUACAUUUGCACGCAACUCAGUAUCAAGAACGCUCGUCUUGAGCUGCAGCAAGGAUACCACUUCUCGAGAGGUGGAUGUUUAUUCUGCGAUGUAACAUCCAGUAGCUUUUUCGCUGCCACGUGGAUAUUGCAAGAAGAAGAAGUUGACUGCACUUUACCGGAGCAUUCCAGACAAUUGGAUUGGUUCCUAAGGUUGCAGCGACAGGGUAUAUUGGUGAUGACGUGUCCAUAUUUAAUGACUCACAUUAAUCGGCAAGUUAUGGUUGAGAAUGAUAUGGUAACGCUCGAUCGUCCUUGUGUUACGAAAAGCCAACGCAUUCAAGCACGGGAUGAACACAUGUUUCUUAAACGACAGUAUAGAAAACUGGCCAAAAAAUGGGAGCUCACAACUGUAGUGCUUGCUAACAACACGAGGCUCGAGUAUAGUUGCUUGGAAAUUCAUUUUAACUGCCAAGCAGUGUCGAGAGUGAAACACUACACUCUGCCUAACUGUUGUCUUAAGAUCAAGAACAGGAUGUUCGCUACACUCUUCGCAGUUGCUAAGAAAGAAAAAGUGCCUUUUGAAGUCAACAGCGGUUCUUUGCUCGGAGCAGUAAAGUUCAAGAAUGCUAUCCCAUGGGAUUUUGACGACGAUGCCGUUUAUAGGAACAAAGACAUGAAAAAUUUUUUGAAGCACAAGCAAAAAAUGCGUCAGUUGGGUCUAUCUCCAGUCUUCAAGAAAGAGUUUGGUGCUAACAAUAAAUCGGCGCUGCACAAUUACUUCAGCAUGACGGGACAAGGAGGAUUCAGCAUGGAUUUGUGGGGAGUCGACAAAUUCAGCUCUCAUGCAGAUGUCGACAAACUGAAGAAUAUUCCUUCGAAUUUGGUGUGUUUCCGUGGUGAUCAUUCACCGGUCACGAUCAAAACUGUACUCAGCGAACGAAAUUCGCAGGUCACUGCUGACAGUACGUCGACUGACAUAGGUGAUGACAAGUCGACUGACACAGGUGCCGCUCAAAAAACACGUAGCGAUGCAUUAAACAACAAGAACCAAAAUAGGUUAGGAACAACAAAUUCCCCGUCUUGUUUCACACAAAGUUUGGUAAAGAUAGGGCAAAAUUGGCUACCAGGCCCGUGGAACCCAGCCCAGGCUGCUCAAAGUCGCUACGGGUCCGGACUGUUUCGCCACGAGCCGCACUGGCGGAUGAAGGAGCAGCAUCAGACAGGCUGGUCCGAUUGCCCUCGCGUCGGACAUCAUGCGUGCCUCGAUUUACAUCCGAUGGAUGGAAGCUUGCCAUUUUUCUAGACUAGUUCAUUCUAGUUUUUAUAUUAGGAAGUUAGUUGUUUGAUCUAUUUUGAACAAUGAGAUACUUGUCUGGGUACAAUUUCUACGAAACAUGUGCCUCAUGUGUUCAUGUCGUCAAAAUUGCGUCAUACAACCGGGUUAUUGAGAAUUAUUGGUGUCACGUUAAUGCUUCGAAACGUUAUAAUAAUUCGGAAAGCUGUCUAAUAGUAGGCCGAGUAAACGUCUUGCAUAAUUUGCUAUCCGAUCCGAAUGGUUGUCGGCCGGCUUCACAGGCCUUAUACGUGAGCGAAAAAAAUGCAACUUAACUAACUCGUUAAGGUUAAUCAAAAAUGCAAGUAACCUUAACGAGAAUCCCGAUUACACCAUCGUUGACAUUAAACAGGGUUAACUCUAGCCCAGACUACCUCACUUGUAAGUAUUGAAAUGAUUCUCAUUAAAGUUGUUACAAAACUUAGCGUUUUCAAGGUAGCUUUAGGCCUUUUGGUAGCCACACGCAAUUACCUCUAGCACUUGUUCCGAUUUUAUUAUCAUACAAGUUAUCAUUCGUAUUGAACCCAUAUGACAUACUCUUUGUAUUUGCAUAGCUGCUGCCUCUCGAAUUCUUAUCAUAAUGACCUAGUGAGAGUAGUUUUUUAUUCUAUGCACUUCAUAGUUAGAACUAUACCACUAAUUAAUCAAGCAUAAAAGCUAUAUUCUCUUACUAAUAGCACCAAUAUAUUUAAAUAUCCAUUCCAUUAGGUUGUGAAUACUUUAGUUAUAUAUUUAUAAAUACAUACUGUACGUCUCUAGUAGCAGUUGAUAGCUUAGACUAUUGCCAAAGAAUGUUGACUAGUUUUAUUGUUGUCAUGGCUUGUUGCUCUCGCAGUUGCCUGGAAUUUUUGCAUCGACUUACUAUUAGCAUUUUAUUUUUGUGCUUAUGGAGAAUAGAGGAUGAUGAAUUGCCUGCAUGAUGAACCCAAGAACUCGUGUAAAGAGACCGGAUUUUUGAAUCCCUAAUACAUUGAAGACAAUUUCUGUUAUACACUACUCUAACCAUGCAAAAAUUUUGAUUAUUCAUGUAUUUCGACAAAUGAUUUAUCGCGUAUCACAGAGGAGAAGGAAUUGGUAUCACCAAGAUCCAGGAUUCUUAAUUUAUAAGAGGCAUAACUAUCUUGACAAUGAUUUGAAAACCCUAAUCCUUGUGCUCUAUAAUUUAUUAGUAGGCAAGUCAAUUGUUCAUUAGUAUAGGUCUUUACAACAGAAGCAAAGAUUACAGUCCUCUGUGCGGAGAAAUUCUUUGUAGGAAUCGUACCGGGUUGUUGUAUCGUACCGGGUUACUGUAUCGUACCGGGUUGUUGUAUCGUACCGGGUUGUUGUAUCGUACCGGGUUGUUGUAUCGUAUCGGGUUGUUGUAUCGUACCGGGUUGUAUCGUACCGGGUUACUGUAUCGUAUCGGGUUACUGUAUCGUACCGGGUUACUGUAUCGUACCGGGUUGUUGUAUCGUACCGGAUUAUUUCAGCCAUUGUAUAGGGCCAUUGUCUUGGUUUAUAGUUUAAUGAGGUGCGUUAUAGUUGAAGUAAGUGCGUGCACAACGUUUCCUACCGCGUAAAAACUUUCAGUCAGGGAUAUUUCGUUAAUAAAACGAAACGUAUAUAUAUAUAAGGAUCGAUUCAUUCAAGUUUAUAUUUAAAAUACAUGUCGAAGUGAGUA